Molecule: messenger RNA, 6484 nt
Organism: Anguilla rostrata (American eel)
Lineage: Eukaryota; Metazoa; Chordata; Actinopteri; Anguilliformes; Anguillidae
Gene: carmil3
Product: capping protein regulator and myosin 1 linker 3
Exons: 40
Coding region: 152-4642 (1496 amino acids)
Biological process (GO): cell migration; regulation of Arp2/3 complex-mediated actin nucleation
Cellular component (GO): plasma membrane; lamellipodium
Molecular function (GO): protein binding
Source: RefSeq, a predicted model, not a curated record
UCUCUCUCUCUCUCUCUCUCUCUCUCUCUCUCUCGCUCUCUGUGAUAUGAUUUGUAUAUGAGCAUUGGAGCCGACGGUUCUUCUGUCGGAAUGCCAGUGCUACAGGAAUUAGCUCGCUUCCACUGAUCACAGAAAACAGAGAGAGACCGCGAUGGCUUCAAAAGAACUCGCCGUCUCCUGUUUCGUCAACGUCAGCAGGGAAAUAACAGAGAGCAUCAAGAAAGUGCUGGAGAAGCCUUCCAUCAAGUUCGUACGCGGCGUGAAGCUGGACACGAAGAGCGGCAAAUCCGAGGACCGGAUUCUGGUGCUGACGGCAUGGAGGCUCUACCUUCUUGCGGCCAAGGUGCCGACAAAGGUCGAAACAACUUUCAACUUCUUGGAGAUUCGCGCAAUGAACACUCACCCCGAGCAGCAGGUUGUCAUAGAAACGGACAAGUCCACAUCCUCCCUGAGGCUCCAGUCACGUGAUCACCUUGAUCAUGUGAUCAGCCACAUCAACUUUGCCCUCUCUCGAAUCUUCAACAACUCUGUGUUUGCUCCAUCCAUCUGUCGGUAUGACGGGGACCCCUCUGACGGGAACCGGAAGUUCUCCCCGAGCUCAGAGACUUCUGUGGAAACGCAGAGAGCUUGUGGGGGAUUCUCAGAGACCUAUGCAGCGUUAUGUGACUACAAUGGCAUCGGGUGCAAAGAGGAAGUGCAGUGGGAUGUGGACACCAUCUAUCACUCUCAGGACAACAGAGAGUUUAACCUGCUCGACUUCAGUCACCUUGAGAGCAGGGACCUGGCAGUGAUCGUGGCCUCCAUGGCAUACAACACCUGGUUCACCAAACUCUACUGCAAGGACCUGCGCAUAGGCUCUGAGGUCAUAGAACAGAUCUUGCACACGCUCAGUAAGUCCAGCAGCCUGGAGGAGAUCACUCUGGAGAACGCUGGACUCAAAGCAGACUUUCCUCAGAAAAUGGCGACGGCUCUGUCUGAAAACCCUGCCUCCGUCAUCCACUCCCUCAACCUGGCACACAACACGCUGGAUAACCAGGGCGUCUCCAACCUCAUUCAGCAAGUCUGUCGCCUCAGCAGAGGCCUCCGGCUGCUCAACCUCUCCAAGACCUCGCUGUCCUCCAAGGGUGUGGUGGCUCUCUCCCAGGCUCUCUGCUCCAGUGAUGAUUACUCAAACUCCCUCCUGCACCUGGACCUCAGCCGCAACCCAGGGGUGCUGUCUGGGGAGGACGCCACGAACCUGUAUCUUUUCCUGGCACAGCCUAACUGCCUGGUGCACCUGGACCUCUCUGGAACAGACUGCGCCGUGGAUUCGUUGUUUGGGGCGUUACUCAGGGGCUGCUGUGCUGAUCUCUCCUACCUGAACCUCUCCAAGAACUCUUUCUCACACAGGAAAGUACGGGAGUCUCUUCCGUUGUUUCGUCAGUUUUUCAGCUCGGCCUUCAGUCUCACACACCUCAGCCUGGCGUCCAUGAAGCUGCCCCUCGACGUGCUCAGGGCUCUCUUCCUUGGCUUGUCCUCCAACCCUCACAUUACCGACCUGCACCUAGACAUCAGCAGCUGUGAGCUCAGGUCUGCUGGUGCAGCAAUGAUCCACGAGCUUCUCCCCCGGAUAUCCUGCAUCGGAACCUUAGACAUUUCAGAUAACGGGUUAGAUGCAGAUCUGCUCUCUGUUAUUCCAUCUCUCUCUCACCACCCCUCCCUGAAACACCUGCUGCUGGGAAAGAACUUCAACAUCAAGAGCCGGGUUCUGGAUGAGGUUCUGCAGAAACUAGUUCAGCUCAUACAGGAGGAAGAGUGUGGCCUACAGUCUCUCUCGGUGGCCGACUCGCGGCUGCGUUCUCGCGGGACGGUUCUGGUGAACGCUCUGGGCUCCAACGCCUGCCUGCGCCGGGUGGACCUGAGCGGGAACAACAUGGAGGACGUGGGAGCCAAGAUGCUGAGCAAAGCCCUGCAGAUCAACACGACACUGAGGAGUGUCACAUGGGACCGUAACAACACCACGGCAACUGGGCUCCAGGAUGUGGCCCGAGCUCUGGAACACAACUUCACUCUGCAGUACAUGCCCCUCCCCCUCAGUGAUGUCACCCAGGCCUACCGCGGCUCCUCAGAGAAGACUGAGCAGGCGCUGACCAAGAUCCAGCGCGCUCUGCUGAGGAAUAAUCAGACUCAGAGGUUCUCUCAGAGGCAGGCCCUCCGCCUCCACCAGGGCCUGGUCACCAGCACUGCUGAACAGGUGGAUGGAGAGUGGUGUGAGGAGCUAAGUCAGUCCAGGCAUGCUGCGGGUAGACGGGUGUGUGUGUGUGUGUGUGUGUGUGUGUGUGUGUGUGUGUGUGUGUGUGUGUGUGUGUGUGUGUGUGUCGGUGUGAGUGUGUGUGUGCGUGUGCGUGGGGUGCGUGUGUGUGUGUGUGUGUGUAAUAACCUCUCUCUCUCUCUCUCUCAGCUCUACCCCUCUCUGUGUGAGCUGGCCCACGUGCUCUCAGUAGACGGGUGUGUGUGUGUGUGUGUGUCUGCAUGUGUGUGUGUGUGUGUGUGUGUGGUGUGUGUGGUGUGCGGUGUGUGUGUGUGUGUGUGUGUGUGUGUGUGUGUGUGUGUGUGUGUGUGUAAUAACCUCUCUCUCUCUCAGCUCUACCCCUCUCUGUGUGAGCUGGCCCAUGUGCUCUCAGUAGACGGGCCGGUCAGACAGAAGCUGGACUCGCUGGCAGGAGAACUGGCCAAAGCAGCGGACAAAGAGCUGCAGGUGAUCGUGGACUCCAUGGUGUCGCUCUGUCGGGAGCUCUGCCCUCUCUCCUCCUCGGCGGCCGAGCGCCUGACUCCACCCCUCUCCUCCGUCUCCGAGCGCGUCUCUAUCCCUCGCUCCACCAUCCGCUCCGCCCUGAUGGAGAGAGCAGCACAGGACAUCCACCGAGCUCUGGAGGAGGUGAAGCUGUCGGUGGUCUCCUAUCUGACGAACUCCAUAGUGGAUCAGAUUCUGCAGGAGCUCUACAGCACACACAAAGCCCUGAGUCGGCAGGUGUCUCAGGUGAAGCCCUGGGAUGAGACCGGGACAGGGAGGAGAUCUCACAGACACCGAGACUCCCUGGACAUCACUGACGAAGAGCUGGGGACCAGCAUCGACACUAUUGCUAUAAAGAAGAGGAGCUCCAGGACAAGACGAAUCCGCCCCGUGUCCACCAGACUGAGUCUGGGUGAUGACUCCAGUGCCUCCCCUCCGUCUUCAGUACCGCCACACUCCGCCCCCCUCUCUCGCUCUGCAUCAUGGGAGUGUCUGUCUGCCCUGCCUACCCAGGGUGCACCUCUGCAUCAUGUGACCAGGGUUAGGCCGAGGCCACCGCGGAAGCACCGGAGAGGACACGCCCCUCCUGAAGCACACUGCACAGAAAAUGGAGCCGUUACUCCUCUCGAUGAUGGACUGCCUGAUUUUUAUACCAAGAGAGUCCUGCCUGGCAGCCAGCUUUCAUCUCUUCACCAAGCUCAGUCCUUCAGAAGAAAGAAGAGACGCAGUAUGCUGUCAAUCUUUGGUUUCCGUAGGAACCGCAACUCUACAGUCUCCACUCAGGAGUCCACGGCGGCGGCAGGUGCCUGUGGAGAGGAGCCCAGGACAGUGGCGUCUGCUCCCAGCAGUUCUGCUACAGAGAACAUAUACGCUAUCCCCCACCGUGCAAGGGAUUGUGGGAAAGCAGAUCCCCCCAGGGAUGAGGCUAAGGGAAAAGAAGAGGAACAGAAGGGGGAGGGCCAGCUGGAGGCUAAACCAAUGCCUGGGGUGGGGGGAGGCAAAUCCCCCUGCUUCUCACAGAAAGAGGGAUCGGGGCAGGACACGGAGACAGACAAACCCACAGACCCAGACGGGCCAGCAGACGAGCCGGAGGAGACGGACCAGGGCGGGGACGACCGACAGACGGACAGACAGACGCCACACCCGCAGACUGAGGACCAGAGGGGCCCCAGGACCCCCGUGGACGUGCUGGCUUCCCCGGGGCCGGGGCCGGAGACGGAGACGGACAGACGGACAGGGGCCACGCCCACAGAGGAGCAUUGUGGGGACAUCGCGAGCGGGCCGAGGCCAGACCCCCCGCCGCAGAGCGCCAAGCCCAGCCUGGCCCAUAUGAGGCAGCGCCACCUGCAGCAGAGCUCGGAGUCAUCUGUGGAAGGAGAGUUAGCAGUGGGGAGAGAGAAAGAGGUGGAGGAGGAGGAGGAGGAGGAGGAGAGAGGUAGCAAAACAGAGGGACAUCCUCCUCCCAUCCCUGAAAAGCCUGUUGACCUUAAACUAAUCAGCAACAGGAGUCCUGUGGACAAGCCCACUGCUGUGAUGUCUCCAAUAGAGGCAGCCAGUGAGAGAAAGAUCCCGCCUCCUGUGCCUUCAUCCCUCACCAAGCCUGUCGUGGGUUCAGUGGACAUGGCUGUCAAUCAAGAUGAAGAGGGGAUGAAAGGUGCAGUUCCUCUGAAGCCCCAGAGGAACAGGAAGUCACACUCGUGUGAUAUAGGCUUUGACAGGGACAGCUCUGGCAUCCCUGAGAAACUGUCUGACCGCAAGCCCCCAAUGAAAAAACCCAGACUGCCCCAGAACAGAAACAAAUCCCUGGACCUCCCUGGUACUUCUGCUGGUAAUGGAAGUCGAGAUUUUGGCAACAGUGAGGCCUCAUGACAACAGUGGAGGCCGCUGACAGUUGCCAUGACAACUGUGGAAUAAGGGGGCGAGAAGGAGAGUGAGAGAGAGAGAGUUGGAGGGGUCGGUACAAUCAGAAGUGCACUGAGCAGAGAUCACACAAAAACACAUCUGUUUCUCUCCUCUCUCCCUCCACCUACACACACACACACACACACAAGUACACAUAUGCACGCACAUGCACACACACACACACACACACACACACACACACACCAUGUUGCAAUGUCUGGAGUGGCCCUGAAUCAGGUGGCUAUUGGCCACCAUCCCACUCAGUGACAUCACAACCAGAAGGACAUUCUGGAGUCCAAAGAGCCCUGUGAUUGGCUGUUUCCCUCUGUUGCUUCCUCCCCUUUUCACUGUCUCUCUGCUGGCAAACUGUGAUACCGCUGCAGUAUGAGCAACAUAAUCAUUAUCAUAAAAAGUGUUAAUAAUAUGUGCAUAUUUUAUGACAUUUUGCAACCUUCGCUCGAAUCAGUUUUAGAAUUACUGUCUGCCUCUUAUGCCUUACGGAAAUUGAAUAUACUGAGGUGUAUUGUAAAUAAAUAUGUGGAUUGGUAUUUUGAGAAUAUCGUAAUAAAUAUAUUUCACAGCAGAUAUAUACAUACAUACGAAAAUACAAUGAGCUCUACAAUGUUUGGACAAAAAGAUAUUUGUUUUCUUGAUUUGGCUGUGUGCUCCACAAUUUUUGAUUUGUAAUCAAGCCAUUCACAUUUGAUUAAAGGGAACAUUCUCGGCUUUUAUUGUUUAAGGUAUUUUAACACACUUUUAUUUUACCACGUAGAAAUUACAGCACUUUUUAUAGAUACCAAAAAUACCUGUACCAGUCGGACAAGUGUUUGGGACUUUUUCAUUACAGUGAGAAUUCUUCGCUCAUCAACUGUAGUGGUCUUCCUUCGCCUACAUAGGCCCUUUGCAAUUACUGAGCUCUCCAGUGCUCUUUCUUUUUAAUGAUGCUCCAAGAAGUUGAGUUUGGAAAGCCUAAGGUUUCGCCUGUGUCUUUGAAUGUUUUUUUUUUUCCAAUUUCUCAGACACAUAAUGGCUUCCUUGACUUUCGUAGCUCUGGUUCUCAUGCAGACAAUUGCCUAUCACAGACUCCAAAAGGCAAUCACAAGCCAAGAAUCAAGACUAGAUACUGAACGCUCUCUAAUACCUGCACUGAGGAAGCAAUUAAACACACCUGAGUAAUCCGAAACACCUGUGAAGCCACCUGUUCUAAACAUUAUGGUGCCCUGAAAUUAUGGGAUUCUAUAGAAAAGGCACCGUAAUGUCUGCAUGGUGAAACCAAAAUGUAUAGCAAAACCGUUUGAUAAAAGAUGAAAUUCUGCACCUGCACAUGUGAAUUGUUCGAUUACAAAUCAAACAUUGUGGAAUUCGGAGCCAAAUCAAGAAAUAAUAUGUCGUUGUCCUAAACAUUAUUGAGCUCACUGUAUAUAACAAUUAAUUUCUGAGAGGCAACAAUUUGUGUAUUUGCCCAUACAUCAUUAACUGUUGCAAUACCUUGAUAAUAAUUACGUUAUUUCAAUAUAUUUUAUGUGCAUUCUGUUUUCAUAAGAACUAUUAUUAUUAUUAUUAUUAUUAUUAUUAUUAUUGUUAUUAUUAUUAUCAGGUUUGCAUUGAUGUUUAUGUUAUUGAUCUGUGAUCAGUGUCAAUAUAGUUUGCUGUAGCCUGAAUUUGCACUGAGUUGUUGAUAAUCCUUGUCUGAAGCGAGAUGAUUUAUAUCUUUUGGCUUUUCUGGACUGAAAUGCAAUAUAUUUUAUAAAAAUCCGUGUGAGAGGAUGAAUAUUAAUGAAUAAAGAGGGAGGCUCUGUCCUAUGGUCA